Tripterygium wilfordii is the source of this 2717-nucleotide messenger RNA. Its product is annotated as glycerophosphodiester phosphodiesterase GDPDL3-like. Gene Ontology annotation, molecular function: glycerophosphodiester phosphodiesterase activity. The record is from RefSeq and is a predicted model, not a curated record. The transcript is spliced from 9 exons. NCBI's taxonomy places the organism in Eukaryota, Viridiplantae, Streptophyta, Magnoliopsida, Celastrales, Celastraceae. Gene Ontology annotation, biological process: lipid metabolic process. Bases 148 to 2457 code for a protein of 769 amino acids.
CAGCCAAACAUGCAUAAUUAUGAAGUUAAAAAAGGUUAGCGCCCACGUACCUAUUUCCUUCGUCGUUCUAACAAAUCUCACACAUUUCCCGAGAGAAAAAGCUAGCACAAUCGUCGGUGAGGACUCGCCGGAAGUUACAGAGCUUCAAUGAGUUGCUGCCGUCAGUCUCCGGCAAUGUGUAGGCCACUCGCUUUCAGUUCCUUACUAGCCGUACUUGCUCUACAAACGGUCGCAGUAGCUCUGGUUGCUGCUCAAGGAUCUAGUGGUGGCAGUCCAUGGCAGACACUGAGCGGGAAUCCGCCUUUAGUUAUAGCACGUGGUGGAUUUUCUGGAUUAUUUCCAGAUUCUAGCUUUAAUGCUUACGGUUUGACAAUGCUUACCAGUGUACCAGAUGUAGUCUUGUGGUGUGAUGUACAACUGACCAAAGAUGGAGUUGGGAUUUGUGCUCCUAAUGUGAACAUAAAAAAUUCUACCGGCAUUGAACAAGUGUUCAAAGAUCAAGCAAAGUCUUACCUGGUUAACGGGGUGCCUACGCAAGGAUAUUUUUCUGUGGAUUACACCAUGAAUGACCUUGCAAAUGUAUCUUUAAUUCAAGGAAUUUUCUCUCGAUCGGAUAAAUUUGACGGCAACAGAUUUCCAAUUCUCACUGUUGAGGAUGUGGCUGGGCAAAUGAAGCCACAGGGAUUUUGGUUGAAUAUUCAGCAUGAUGCAUUCUUCACUCAGCAUAAUUUGAGUAUGAGAAGUUAUGUUCUCUCUGUCUCUAGGAGAGUGGUUGUUAACUAUAUUUCAUCACCAGAAGUGGGGUUCUUGAGGAGUAUUGCAUCACGUUUUAACCCUAGAAUUACAAAGCUGGUGUUCCGGUUUCUAGGGCCAAAUGAAGUUGAACCUUCAACCAACCAGACUUAUGAUACUCUAUUAAACAAUCUAACAUUUAUCAAGACAUUUUCCUCUGGAAUUCUUAUCCCAAAGUAUUACAUAUGGCCGGUAGAUGCAAGUCUUUACAUCCAACCUUACACCCCUGUUGUCUUGAAUGCUCACAAAGAAGGGCUAGAAGUCUUUGCAUCAGAUUUUGCGAAUGACUUGACAUUAAGCUAUAAUUACAGUUACGAUCCAGCAUCCGAGUAUCUAUCUUACAUUGAUAAUGGUGACUUCUCUGUGGAUGGGGUGCUGUCUGAUUUCCCAAUAACUCCUUCCGUAGCUAGAGAUUGUUUUUCUCAUCAAGGCAAGAAUGCUUCUGAACAAGUGAACCUUUUGGUUAUAUCAAAAAAUGGUGCAAGUGGAGACUAUCCUGGCUGUACUGACCUGGCUUACCAGAAGGCUGUUUCAGAUGGUGUUGAUGUUAUCGACUGUCCUGUUCAAAUGUCAAAGGAUGGAAUACCAUUUUGCCUAGGCUCUAUAAAUCUCGGUGAUGCCACAAAUGUGUUACAGUCAAAUUUCACCACACUGUCAUCUACAAUUCCGGAGAUUCAGCCUGGUAGUGGAAUAUUUUCCUUUAGCCUAUCAUGGAGUCAGAUACAGAGCUUGUCACCGAUCAUAUCAAACCCACAUAAAAAUUAUAGCUUGUUCCGGAAUCCCAAGUUCAGAGAUGCAGGGAAGUUUCUGACAUUGUCUGAUUUCUUGGCAUUGGCAAAGAAUUCAAACUCUCUUUCUGGCAUCUUGAUUAGCAUUGAGAACGCAGCCUAUCUUAUAGAGAAGCAUGAUUUACGGGUGACUGAUGCAGUACUUGACACCUUAAGCAAAAGUGGUUAUGCUAAUGAGACAUCUAUCAAAGUUAUGAUCCAGUCCACCAGCAGCUCUGUUCUAAAGAACCUUACCGAGAAAAGUGAUUAUGAGCUCGUUUACAAGGUUGAUGAAAAUAUUCGUGAUGCCACUGAUGCAACCGUUGAGGACAUCAAGAAGUUUGCUAAUUCUGUGGUUGUUGGCAAAACCUCUGUCUUCCCUGAGAGUCGGUCAUUCAUUAUUGGUCAGACAAACACUGUGGAGAAGCUACAGUCAUUUAAGCUCCCUGUUUACGUUGAAACUUUCCAAAAUGAGUUCGUAUCUCAAGCUUGGGAUUUCUACUCAGAUGCAACUGUUGAGAUCAAUUCAUAUGUUGAAGGAGCUGGUAUUAAUGGUGUUAUCACUGAAUUUCCUCUGACAUCUGCUAGAUACAAAAGAAACAGGUGUUUGGGCAGCAAAACCCUUCCUAAUUACAUGAGUCCUGUUGAACCUGGUGGUCUCAUGCAAGUGAUUGCAUUAGCAUCCAUGCCACCAGCUGAGGCUCCCAAUCCAGUGCUCACAGAAAAAGAUGUUACGGAACCGCCUUUGCCAUCUUAUGAAGCCCCAACAUCCAGCCUAGGCGGAGGUGGACCAGUAGCUCCUACACCACCGAACCGACAACCCAAGACAACAACAUGCUUGUUCAGUUCAAAUUUUGCAUUGCUCCUCUCCACUCUGUUACUAUUUUUGAAACUGUAACAUGGUCACACGCUGCUACCUGCAGUCAUUCUGUGCCUUUGAGCUUCUGCUCUACGACUACCCACCCACGGCUGAUUCAUUUUUUUCAUUCUUCUUGUAGCAUCAAAUUCUAUCACUUUUGCUGUUGUAGGCAAUCUUCGUUCUUCCCUAUGUAUUUUGAGAACACCAGAUCUGGAGAGGUAUAUAUAUGUGCGUGGUUAUUCCUUUGUGGGUAAUACUAAUGACACAGAAUUGAAGGCACCUGAGGUGCGGCCCCUGUA